This is a messenger RNA of Trichosurus vulpecula (common brushtail), 434 nucleotides long. It is a transcript of the gene BGLAP, whose product is annotated as bone gamma-carboxyglutamate protein. Bases 1 to 300 code for a protein of 99 amino acids. The transcript is spliced from 4 exons. Gene Ontology annotation, cellular component: extracellular region. Gene Ontology annotation, biological process: regulation of bone mineralization; response to vitamin K; regulation of cellular response to insulin stimulus. Gene Ontology annotation, molecular function: structural constituent of bone; hydroxyapatite binding; calcium ion binding. The record is from RefSeq and is a predicted model, not a curated record. NCBI's taxonomy places the organism in Eukaryota, Metazoa, Chordata, Mammalia, Diprotodontia, Phalangeridae.
AUGAAGACAGUCCUACUUCUCUCCUUGCUGACCCUGGCCACCCUCUGCCUCUGUAAGCAUGAUGCUCAAGCCGGUUCGCAAGACUCUGGCAAAAGAACAGCUUUUGCCUCCAAGCGUGAGAGCAGUGAGCUGGUGAGGAGACCCAAGCGUUACCUGUACAACUGGCAAGGGCUUCCUGCUCCCUACCCUGACCCCUUGGAGCAGAAACGGGAGGUGUGUGAGCUUAACCCUGACUGUGAUGAGCUAGCUGACCACAUUGGCUUCAGCGAAGCAUAUCGGCGAUUCUACGGGACAGCCUAGACCCCAGGACACCUACUCCCUCCCCCAAACGUGCUCCCCAAGCUGCCUGGAUGUCCUGGCUCCACCCUUCAUUCUGAAACACCAGGCCCACUGCCUUGGCCUCAAGCUACACAGCUGUUCCAGGAGCUCCCCCC